AUGUUCAACUCACACGGUAGAGGUCAGUCCGGCUCGACUCCGCCGCGUCUUCGAGCUGGUCGCCCAAUGCAACGACCUCACGGCGUGCAGAAACCUGGAGGUCGCAACCUCUACCCGCCCAAUACGUUGCAGCAUAUCUUCAAUCAACCCCAGUCACCCGACAAGGAAGACGAUCCCAUGCUAUCAGAUGGGCUGACCAUGACGGAGCUGGCUGAGACAUUCAAGAACGUCUCAGCACAGCUAGUAGAAAUUACGCGAAAGGUUGAUCAAAACGCAAAAGAUAUUCGUGAUCUGAAGGAUUGCAUGGAACAGGGGUUUCAACAUCUCGAAGCUGGGUGGGAGGAGCGAGUGGCGAGUGUUAAGCACGUCCUUGAACAGAACUAUGGUCCGCUUGGGCAGAACGAUCUGAUCGACCCUAACUUCCUUUCUUCGACUUGA
This is a messenger RNA of Anthostomella pinea, 438 nucleotides long. The record is from the annotation of a GenBank genome assembly. Lineage: Eukaryota; Fungi; Ascomycota; Sordariomycetes; Xylariales; Xylariaceae.